Messenger RNA from Uranotaenia lowii, 3653 nucleotides. RefSeq lists its product as uncharacterized. Gene Ontology annotation, molecular function: ubiquitin protein ligase activity; ubiquitin conjugating enzyme binding; zinc ion binding. The transcript has 7 exons. Bases 280 to 3570 code for a protein of 1096 amino acids. Gene Ontology annotation, biological process: protein polyubiquitination; ubiquitin-dependent protein catabolic process; positive regulation of proteasomal ubiquitin-dependent protein catabolic process. NCBI's taxonomy places the organism in Eukaryota, Metazoa, Arthropoda, Insecta, Diptera, Culicidae. The record is from RefSeq and is a predicted model, not a curated record. Gene Ontology annotation, cellular component: cytoplasm; ubiquitin ligase complex.
AUUGAUUUGCUUCGCUGCACGGAUUCACGGUCAAAAUGGCUCCCAUCGGGGGUGGUAGUUGCUGCUCAUUUUCCACACCACUGAUCCUGGGAUCGCUGGAGUCCACGAAUACGACUACGAAAACAACGACGACUCAAGAGAGAGACGUAGUCGGCCGUCGUCGCCAUCAUCAUCAUUCCGGUUCGGUGCAUUUCUGCUGUGAGGAACAGCUCGGCUCGGCUCGAUUGAGCGGAAACAUUAGCAGCACCACUGGAAGUCCUGUGGCCGAACGGAAGAACAAUGACUACAACAAUAGCAGCAGCACCAUCGUCUGCUCAAGCAGCAUCAGCGCCGACAGUGGCUGUGGUUUUACGAAAUUCUUCGAAGCCUUCGUUUCCGCCGGGGGCUGUUGAUCUUAGCACCGGCAGUUCCGUAACUAUCGAGGGAGUCGUUCGGUCCAAGUUACAACGGGAAAUAUUGGCCGUCGCCAGUGAAAACAGUCCGAACAACCGAACCAGCUCUCCGAAACUGAAAACUUUAUCCAACGAUUUGAGUGAGAUACUGGUCAAGAAUCUGAGCUUGAAGCGGGGAGAAAAUUGUACCGAAGAAAGCCCAACAAACUCAAAUCCAAACCACACGAACCCUACUUCAACGAAUCCCACGGCUGUGGUGGCUCAGCGUGAAAUUGUUGUUGUUGGUGAAAGUGAUAACUUGAAUCUGAUCCAGAGAAAGUCUAGCAUCAACAACAAUAACAACCGCAACUCGCUCUGUGAUACCUUCAGCUCGGUGAACAAGCUGAUUAAGCUGAAGCGGGUUUCGAGUGAUAGCAGCAGCAUUAGUGGUAGUAGUUAUGCAAAAGUGAUCGGUAGCAGCGAGCAGCAGCUUCAUAGCAUAAAUCCACCUCCACAGGCGAAAUUCAAGCGGGUGGAAAUCAGUGUGCAAAAGUUGCCCGCCGAAGAAAGUGGGGCUGGGGCUCGGGCUCGGAGAAAUAUCAUAGUUAAUCAAAUCGAUGAGCUAGUUCCCUUCUAUUCGGAUGAAGAAGAAAGCAGUGAAAGUAUUCCGCUGCUUAUCGCGAAAAAGUCCAAAGUGCAAAGUGUAACAACAGCAGUUGGGGAUAAUUCUCUCAGCAGCAGUGAUACCAAUAGUGUUCGCCGAAGGAUUCAUUCGGUGGCGACCGUUAAAAAUAGGCUGGAGAGGGCUGAAGAAGAGAAACGAAAGCGGAGAAGUUUGCAGUGGCCUCUGGGUUUGGGUAGUGGGGCAGGUGAUUGGGCACUCGAUUGGGGGGAUUUCAAACGGCCAGGGGGGCGUCCGGCAUCGUCGACAAUUUUGGAAGAAACGACGGUGGACGGCGACUUCGACGAAGAACACGCUGGAGAGGAACGAAACCUCCGGAAGAGUCAGUUUCGCCACUCGUGGAACGCACCCGGAUACGAUCUGCUGCCGCUGGACGGCGAAAGGGAACCGAAUUCGAAAAAGGACUUUGCGUCGCUUGUGCACAACCUGGCUGGUCUAAAGAGCGCCCUCGCCAAUGGGGGGACCCACGAAUCCGCCUCGCUGCUGGAGUCGCCGCAGUUCAGCAUGCCAAGGGCUGCGGUGGUGUCCGGCGCUGGAGCUGGUGCAGGUGGCGGAGGAGGAGGAGGAGGAGGUGGAGCAGGCGGUCAGGGUGGACGUCGGGGUACCAUCGGUCGAGUGUCUUCCUCACCGGUAGUACCGGCAAGCGAUGGAAGUAAUCCGGUGUCUCUGGGGGGUCCGGUACCUCGGAAGCGACGUCUGGAAGCCUUUCUUAAAAGUCUAGUCGGCAGGAGGCCUUCAAAGGAACCACCUGCGCCUGUCCCUCAUCCUGCUCCUCAUCAGAAUGCAAACAUGCCGAUAGUUCCGCCGCUGCUACCUUCACCGGAAAUCAAGAUCAGCAAGAGUCCUUCCGAGCAUAACCUGGUCGAGAUGACCCGAAGUCGACUGAAUAUAUCCACCACUUCGCUCAGCUCGGUACACCAGAAGCUGUGGUCGGUAGUUCCUCUGCUGAAGAAAGAUGUGAGCUGUAACAGCUUGGCACCACCUAAGUCAGUUCCGCUGCUGGAACCGCAACCCUCGAGGGGUAUGCGAAAAUGCGAAACGGUCCUAGCGCUAACGAAUACCACCCAGUCAGUGGAACCCAUCAAGGCACAGAAUCGGCUACGGAAUUGUGCAUCGGUGGCCACCUGUUCCCGAUGUUCUAGUCUUCUAUCACUCGCCGCGGCAGGAUCGCGAUAUUCGUUGAACCUAUCGAGUGGCGGAUUCGUAGCGGUCGGUAGCGAAAGUAAUGCUGCUUCCGGACAACCACCGCCAGGUGGAGGAAGUAAUCAGUGCAAACGGGUCGGUAAUCUAUUGCGGUUAACCAAAACCUCUUCCGGAACGUCGUCUUCGUACUCCUCGCCCAGUGAUUCCUCGUCGUCCCCAUCGGCGUCCUCGAAUGGUUCCUGUUCGUCGUCGUCGUCAUCAUCGGAAAGUAACAACAGUAGUAGGGCCUCGGUCACAUCGAAGGCGGCCAUGCUCGCUGGGCCCGAGAGCCCUACAAAUGUUGUUGAUGGCCCUCGGCUGUCGCUACCGAUAGCUGCGGCGCUCAACGACAUCCAACUUAAGUUCACCUGCAAACUAUGCCUGGGAGAGCUGGGCACCGACAAUCUCACUCGGAUAUCGCAGUGCGGAUGUUCUUUUUGCACCGAGUGCAUGACGGCGUACGUCGAGUUCGAGAUCUCCGAGGGGGCGUAUGAGGUGUCCUGUCCGGAUGCGAUGUGCCCGGCCCAGGGCAUCAUCUCCAUCACCGAAAUUACGGCCCUGGCGUCGGCCUCCCUGGUGGAGAAACACCACCGCUACCGACUGAACCGAGAGGUGGAGUUGGAUAAAUUCCGAACCUGGUGUCCGAAGGCCGGCUGUGAAACGAUCUGUAUGGUUGGCCAGAACCAGCAAUCACAACAGCAACUCUCGAACAGUCCUAGCACCCAGAACAACAACAACACCGCGUCUUCCGAUAGAAUAGUGCCACUACAGUCAUCCUCAUCCUCGAACCUGCCGUCUCCGUGUGCCGUUCACUGUCCCACAUGCCGGGAAGAUUUCUGUUCCGGCUGCAAAAAGACGUGGCACCCGACGAUGUCCUGCGAGGAGAAUACCCGACGGUUGGCCGCAGACGGUCAAACCGACGGGCACGGAAUUCCGUUCGACAAUGAUCUCAUCAAGUGCUGUCCGAUGUGUGCUGUCCCGAUCGAAAAGGACGAAGGCUGUGCGCAGAUGAUGUGCAAGCGCUGUAAGCACGUCUUCUGCUGGUACUGUUUGGCUAGUCUGGAUGACGAUUUCCUGUUGCGCCACUACGACAAGGGCCCCUGCAAGAACAAGCUGGGUCACUCGAGGGCUUCAGUCGUGUGGCAUCGGGCUCAGGUGAUUGGAAUCUUUGCCGGGUUUGGAAUUUUGCUACUGGUUGCAUCCCCUCUGCUACUCCUAGCAGCACCCUGUAUCGUGUGCUGCAAGUGCCGCAUCUGCAGCGGCGCCGCCAAACUCGAAGAAACGGAAGCCAUGGACUACGACGACGCGGCCGUUGCCCUGCAGAGUCACCGAUAGGGCCUCACCCCUUGAGAGAGGAAAUAGAAAUGUAACUGGUGGCAUUUCUUUUCGAUUUGAUCUGUCUAGAAAAAGAUUUUGUG